Aspergillus ibericus CBS 121593 is the source of this 1059-nucleotide messenger RNA. Its product is annotated as fungal specific transcription factor domain-containing protein. Bases 1 to 1059 code for a protein of 352 amino acids. Lineage: Eukaryota; Fungi; Ascomycota; Eurotiomycetes; Eurotiales; Aspergillaceae. The transcript has a single exon. Gene Ontology annotation, molecular function: zinc ion binding; DNA binding; DNA-binding transcription factor activity. Gene Ontology annotation, biological process: response to xenobiotic stimulus; DNA-templated transcription. The record is from RefSeq and is a predicted model, not a curated record.
AUGGGCCAAGACGAAGAUCGUGAGAGCCUUGACAACAAUUCCAGGAUUGCUCUUGAGUAUUCCACCACCCUGGAAUUUCCGACGGUGGAUCAUGUAGUCUCAUGGCUGCUCCGCGUUAUCUACCUGCGACUGACGGGUUCGCCGCAAGCAACUUGGCUGGCCAGCUGUACGCUAAUGCAUUUCAUCGAGACAACCAGAUUACAUAUAGAGCCAUCCAGUCAGAUCCAAUCCUCCACUUGCGGCAACGAGUAUGAUCCCGAGCUUAGAAGACGCAUCUAUGGCGUAGCUCGACUGUUUCACAUGUGGAUCUCGUACGAUUACGGGCGCCCUCCCAUGGAGCUCCGCGGGGCGACUUGUUCCCUUCCCAAGGAGUCAUGGACAUCAGAUCAGAUCGCCGUCUGGCAGAUAUCCGAUUCCUUGGAUCCCGAUAGACCACUUGAUCCCGCGACGUUGGAGCAGCUGCUCCACCAGACCGUGGAGCUUCAGCUGCCACACACCGUGCUGCAGUUGAAGCGUUGCAAUAUUGGGCUGUGCAUCUACCGCCGACUCCGAUUAGCUGGCUGCUCCGUCUCCGACGCUACGGUGAAUAAGGUCCUGGGCUUGGUUGAUGAGAGCCAUGAUCUCGUGGAGGAGCUAGCUGCCGAAAUAAAGCCAUGGUGGCACAUUUUGAAUGUCCCGUUCCAAGCACUCUGCGUUUUGCUAGCUCUGGAUACACGAGAAUCGCUGGAGCGUGUGUCUCAAACCCUGAGCACCUUACGGAUGAUAUCCCGGGAAUACUACACCGAUUCCGUGAAGGAGACUCUUGCCAGCGCUUGCUCGCUGUUAUGUAUUCAGUCGCAGCAGAAGCAGGAUGAUAUCAAGCUGCUCAGGAAGGCGGAGGAGUAUAUGCUUCAGUGGGGGGACCUCCAGGACCCUUUCUUGAAUGAUUAUCCUAUUCCUUCUGCUGAGCCAGCAUCACCGACAGCUAAACCUGUGCCCCCUACUGCCCCGGACUUUCCGUGGGAUCUUGACCGACUCGUCUCGAUGAACAUGUUUGAGUAUUGGGAUUUGGAUGCAUGA